AUGGGCUCGGCCUCGGGGGAGGUGGGUGCAGGGUGGGCUCCGGGCUGCCCUGGUCACCACCCUCUCCUCAUCACCGAGAGCAGCUGGCAGCAGCACGGCCCGGUUCUGACACGGCCCGGCGUGCAAGGUGUGCGCCAGGUGUGCGUGGUGUGCGCGGUGUAUGCCAGGUGUGCGCCAGCGCGGCCGGAAGCCGCGGGGCGCGCGCGGGCCGGGCCCGCUGCCGGAGCCCGGCGAUGGCGCUGGCGCUGCUCGAGCCGCCGUGGCCGCCCGGCCUCCGCCGGGACAGCCCCGGCCGCGCUCACCCCGCUCUCCUUGCAGGCCGUGGAUGACUUGCUGCGCUGCGGGAUUUGCUUCGACUACUUCAGCAUCGCCGUGAUCAUCCCGCAGUGCUCGCACAGCUAUUGUUCCCUUUGUAUCCGCAAGUCUUUGUCCUACAAAACACAGUGUCCAACAUGUUGUGUGGCAGUCUCAGAAUCUGACCUGAAAAACAACCGGAUUUUAGAUGAUCUAGUGAAGAGCUUUAAUUCUGCAAGGCAGCAGCUGUUGCAGUUGGUGUUGGAAGCUCCCCCAGUUCCAUCCCCCCCGGCCCACAGCCAGCGUCCAGCUGAGAGCCACUGCAGCCCUGUGUCUCUGCCAGAGUCUAAAGAGGUGCCAGGGACUGACAGCUCCUUAAGAAAGGACAAAGUCUGCCCCUCCACGAGGGCAGGUGGCCUGGCAUGGACUGGUCAGAAGAGUUUCAAAACCGAGGAACGCCAUGACCUACACGGCACUUCUGCAGAGGCUGGUGGUCAACACAGCCAAGGGAGGUCACAGGAGAUUCCUGGGAGCACCCAAAGUCAUGAAAAGCCUUCUACAUCUGUGCUCAAAGGAGACAGGAAAGUGGAAUGUCCUGUUUGUGAGGUUGCUAUUCUGGAGCAAUACAUAAACAAACAUCUGGAUAGCUGCUUGACCAGAGGGGAGAAGAAGGACAGCCUGCGAAGUUCUGAUCACAAAAGGAAGCUGAUGUCCAAAGUUGUUUAUAACCUGCUGUCGGAUCGAGAUCUGAGGAAGAAGCUCAAGGAGCACGGUCUGUCUACCUCUGGGACCCGCCAGCAGCUCAUUAAGAGACACCAGGAGUUCGUGCACAUGUACAACGCUCAGUGUGACUCCCUGAACCCCAAGUCAGUUGCAGAGGUUGUUAAAGAGCUGGAAAAGAACGAGAAGAUUCGGGUUCAGCUGGAAUGUAACAAACCUGGUGAAAAUAGCUUGACCUUCACAAAGGACCAGACAGAGGAAGAAAUAGAUGAGAUCCACGCUGAAUAUCGAAACAAACACAGAAGUGAAUUCAAGUUCUUGGUGGAUCAAGUAAAUAAACGGUGGAAGAAAAUGGGUGAGAGGAAAGCAGAAAGUGCUCAAAACAAAGAGGAAGUUGCUGUCAAAGGGCUGCCAGCAGCCACAGAACCUGGGGAAGAGGCUCCCACAGCUGUUGUCCCUGGAGAGGCCCAAGCACUCCAGUCAGAAAUUCCUGAUGGCCAAAGCAGUGAAUCUCCUGGCCUGAGGGGGUGGCAGAGGUCAGCCUCUCCCGAGUUCUCCCUGUCGUCUGGCUCAACGUGCAGCACCAGUUCAGACAUUCUGACAGAUAUGGAAAGGUCUGAGAUGUGUUCACCGUCCUCUGACAGCAGCAGCUCCGUGGUGGCUCUGACAGGGAACAAGAGGAAGCUGCGGCGCAUCCCCGGGGACAGCGGGACCAUGCCCCAGGGCAAGAGGAAGAGGAGCUAGUGCUGCAGGAACGCCCAGCCCAGCCUGGGAAUCACCUCCUGGCUUCUGCCCGUUCUCCGGGUCCCUGGGCACUGAGUAAAAUGCUGCAUUUUCACAUCACUGCCAUUCCAGGCUGGUGGGCUGUAGGUGGUUGAGGCUGGGCACAGAGUGCCAGAGCCCUGCAGGAGCCUGGCCUGGCUCCUGUGCCCGAGUUCCCUCGCUGGUGCAGCACCUGGGCUGUGUGCUGCCACUGUUCUGCUGGCAUCCUGUGCCAGCCUCUUCUGCCCUCCUGGAGCAGCUGCAGGACGGUGCUUUGUUUGGGGGUGGGCAGGGACUGGUGGGGAGGGAGGGAGAUUCUGCCCUACACUAACAGGCUUUUUUAUAUAUGUCUGUGUAAACUUACUCAGUAUUACGUGUCAUUAUUUCAGUUUGAAGUCCUGAAACUGGAAGGAGGUGGGAAGGUUGUUGGACAUGAAGUAUUUUAGCUUUCAAGCAAAUAGUUACAUUGAAAAGUCUGAUCUUCCUGAGGAGGUGGUGGGAUUCUGUGGUGCAAGAAAAUGAAGGAAAUGCAAGCAAUCUGAACAUCAGGGAGGGCUUUGAAAAAUAAAGCUUGUAAGCAAAAUAUGAAAAUUCUUCAGGUGCUUUUGCUGAGCCCUGAAGUUUUGGUCAGAGCCUGUCAGUGGGAGCUUGGCAAAGAAGACACAAAGUCUGGGUAAGAUUGAGGGUUAUUGUGUCUUGACUUCAGAGUGAAGCUGGGAUUCAGAAAUAAUCCUCCUCAAGCCAUGGUUCCCGGGAAUAUUUGUGUCUGGAACAGGCUAAAUCAUGGCAGAUAUAAACUGUCAUAAGUGUGUGAGGUGGAGAGAUGCAAAGCAGAAAUCUGGUUGUGUUGAUUUGGUACUUUUUUUACUAAAUGAA
This is a messenger RNA of Onychostruthus taczanowskii (white-rumped snowfinch), 2652 nucleotides long. RefSeq names its product RAD18 E3 ubiquitin protein ligase (gene RAD18). Bases 1 to 1758 code for a protein of 585 amino acids. Gene Ontology annotation, biological process: protein monoubiquitination; DNA damage tolerance. The transcript has 14 exons. NCBI's taxonomy places the organism in Eukaryota, Metazoa, Chordata, Aves, Passeriformes, Passeridae. Gene Ontology annotation, molecular function: single-stranded DNA binding; ubiquitin protein ligase activity. Gene Ontology annotation, cellular component: Rad6-Rad18 complex; nucleus. The record is from RefSeq and is a predicted model, not a curated record.